This is a messenger RNA of Lagopus leucura (white-tailed ptarmigan), 3399 nucleotides long. RefSeq names its product cyclin Y (gene CCNY). The record is from RefSeq and is a predicted model, not a curated record. Gene Ontology annotation, molecular function: protein kinase binding; cyclin-dependent protein serine/threonine kinase activator activity. Gene Ontology annotation, biological process: regulation of canonical Wnt signaling pathway; regulation of cyclin-dependent protein serine/threonine kinase activity. Lineage: Eukaryota; Metazoa; Chordata; Aves; Galliformes; Phasianidae. The transcript is spliced from 10 exons. Bases 40 to 1065 code for a protein of 341 amino acids. Gene Ontology annotation, cellular component: plasma membrane; cytoplasmic cyclin-dependent protein kinase holoenzyme complex.
CUUCCUCCCCGCCGGGCCGGGCCGGGCCGGGCCGAGAAGAUGGGGAACACCACCUCCUGCUGCGUCUCGUCCAGCCCCAAGCUGCGCCGGAAUGCCCACUCCCGGCUGGAGUCCUACCGCCCCGAGGCCGACCUGAGCCGGGAGGACACCGGCUGCAACCUGCAGCACAUCAGCGACCGGGAGAACAUCGACGAUUUGAACAUGGAAUUCAACCCAUCAGACCAUCCACGGGCCAGUACGAUAUUUCUCAGUAAAUCUCAAACAGAUGUGAGAGAAAAACGCAAGAGUCUCUAUAUAAACCACCAUCCUCCUGGACAGCUGAGAAGAAAGUACAGUUCCUGCUCCACUAUUUUCCUGGAUGACAGCACAGUCAGUCAACCAAACCUCAAGUAUACCAUCAAAUGUGUAGCUCUUGCAAUUUAUUACCACAUCAAAAACAGGGAUACAGAUGGAAGAAUGCUCUUAGAUAUUUUUGAUGAAAACCUUCAUCCCCUUUCGAAAUCCGAAGUGCCACCAGAUUAUGACAAACACGAUCCAGAGCAGAAACAGAUUUACCGCUUCGUUCGGACGUUGUUCAGUGCUGCUCAACUGACUGCUGAAUGUGCCAUUGUCACCCUGGUAUAUCUUGAAAGACUUCUAACUUACGCAGAAAUAGAUAUUUGUCCAGCAAACUGGAAGCGAAUUGUGCUGGGUGCUAUUCUGCUGGCAUCCAAGGUUUGGGACGACCAAGCGGUGUGGAAUGUGGAUUACUGCCAGAUCCUGAAAGAUAUCACAGUUGAAGACAUGAAUGAGCUGGAACGCCAGUUUCUGGAGCUGUUGCAGUUCAAUAUUAAUGUUCCCUCCAGUGUUUAUGCCAAGUAUUAUUUUGAUUUGCGCUCCUUGGCAGAAGCAAAUAACCUGAGUUUUCCUUUGGAGCCCCUCAGCAGGGAUAGGGCAUAUAAACUUGAGGCCAUCUCCCGCUUGUGUGAAGAUAAAUACAAGGACUUCAGGAAAUCUGCAAAGAAACGGUCAGUCAGUGCUGACAAUCUGACUGUGGUUAGAUGGUCUCCUGCUAUUAUCUCCUAACAGAGGAGACUGGAAUAUUCCUAUGGACGUACUGUUUCAUCCAUCCAGUUUUUUUGGGGUGGGUUGGGGGGGAGGGAGAGAAAAAGACUUCUGAUUUUGUUUUUUUUUAAAUCUGUCAAGCUGCCUUUACAGUGCCUCCCCAUUGUGUAGCACACGAGUAAAGUACCUAGUGGGAGCCGAAGUGGAGAAGCCAGUGUUUGGAGAGAAGAUGGGUGACAAUUUCUUUCUCACUUUCACUAACAGCUUUACUCUUUCUAUGAGGAAACAGCAAAUCGGGUGCUUGGAAGUAGAAACAAAAAAUGAAGUAGAGGCAGAAAAACUGUUUCAGAACUGUGCCAUUUUUCAAUGUGCUGUGCUUUUGAAGAGAAACGACAGCAUGAAAAUGAACCAUGUAGUCAGAUGACUGUGCACUAGAGGAGUGACGUUCGGAGAGUUCCAUCUUAAAUCUUAAUAUCUUUCCUAAUUUUUAUUUUUCCAUUCCUCAUUGCUGCUUCCCAGGAAAAAUUCUUCCCCUUGCACAGCAGCAAAUACCAAGUCUGUAUUUACAGUAGCACAAGCCCCUGAAUAAAUAGUGUUGGUUUUUUUUCACUGCACUUUUCUCUGUUAGCUGUUGUUAGCAUUAUUCUUCAUAAUUAUUAUGCAUAUGUUAUAUUUCUCUUAUGCCUUCUAUUGUAUUUCAAAAGAGAGAACUUGACCAUAGUGCUGAACCAAAAGUGUGUACAGGGAUCAGAAGAUCAUUCAUAAUUUCAUGAUGUGUUUUAUUUAUAGUAUACUUGGGUGUGUGUGCCUUCCUAAGUUCUUGGAAUCAAUUAUUUUUCCUUAAUGCAAAGAUACAGUUGUUAAAGUAUUCAGAUGAUGACAGUUAUAAGACUUGGGCCAAAUAUCUGAAAUUUGCAACAGUUCUUGUGAUCCUUUUUGCAGAUUUUCAUAGCAUUAGAAGUUUAGCAGAAUUCAUGUAGAGACAGAUUUGUUUUGUAUGGCCUAGACUAGUUCAUUCAUUCACCUCCAGGUCCAUGGUUGCAAGCAAUAUUCUCAAUUUGUAUGUGUUUACUUUAAAACAGACUGUUUGUAUAAAAUAAAAAAUAAUUUUAUAAGCUUCACUGAGAAGGCCUAUAGAAGAACAGAAUACACAUUUUAACAAGGUACUUCUCACAAGUAGAUUUGGUUUUGAAGCUAAAAUGCAAACCUUCAUAUUUUUUUCAGUGUAGGCGCUUAUAGAAAUUAAAAACAACCAAACCGUGAACAUAAUUUUCAACUCUAAUUAUUAAGCUGUUCUGUUGUGGUUACUAGUUCCUUCUUACCAUGGCUGUUGCCCCCUUGGGCAAUAAGAACUUCAUUUUUAUUUUUAUUUUUAUUUUUAUUUUUGUUUUUAUUUUUGUUUGCGUAGUUUAGAAAGAUAGGGUUGAAAAUGCUCAGUUCCCUGAAAUUCUUUCUUUGUGACUGUCACUGAAGUGAGUGGCAGCAGACUUCCCUGAUGUAUGCACUACUGUGGUAAACCGAAAAGAUUCCAUAUUUAUUUUCAUUAAGCCCUAUGGGCUUGUAGCAAACCUAGAGGCCCUGAGAAGCACCCUUUGCUUCACUGCAGUGCGGAUCGGAUGCCUCCAGGUGAAGAGGCACUAGCAGGAUUGAAGUAGUGAUACCAAACAGUUUCUGUUAACCUUCUAAUGUGAUUUGCGUGGUUUGUGACAUGAAGGUUUUGUCUGUAAAUUCUCCUGAUGUCCUUUGGGCCUUGAAAAUACCUAAUUCUCAUCAUUGUUGUGCCAAUGCAUUGGAACUGUGAGUCUCCAAGUCCAUUUUUUCCUUGAACAUGGAAUGUAAGGAAAGUAUAACAAUACAAAUGCCAAUGAAAGCAUUUGAAACCUCUUUACAGGUGAUAUCAAAAGGAACGUUUUCAAAAAUUUGUCCUUUUCAGCAUAAAUUUAGGCUUUAAAAUAUGUAAAAUAUUUUGAUUUAUCAACACUUUGCUAAACUAUUUUCCAUUUAACUUGAUAUCAGGAAUAUUGAUUUUAUCCAUUUCCGGGCGAUAGAUAUAUGAACUUUGGAUUAUGUAAAGAUCUCAAUGCAUCUUCUAUAAUUUUUGUGAAGUUUAUUAAACUACUUUAAAGAUUGUAUAGUCUAUUUAUUGUAUGUAUGUACAUACAGUCUGAUACUUUAAAAAGUGGAUUCCGUAAAACCUGGCUCAGUCUUGUUUAGACUAUUGAAUAUCGUUUUAGCCUUGUGCACUGGACUCUACCUCUGUAUAGGAGAAUUUUCCAUAUUCUUAAUUAGUCCUGAUUCUGUGAUUAACUUGGUUAUGUUUCUUGCACUAAGAAUUAAAAAAAAAAUCUGCUGUAA